AUGGACUCCACUAGGACAAAAACAACCCGUUGGGAACAAACAGAAAAAUAUACUCCUCCUACAGAAUACAACAACAAAGUUGAGGACAUUCAGUAUAUUCCUACUCCAAAAAUGGAAAAUAGACCAUCACGAAAAUCAUCAAGUUCUAGUUCGUCAAGUUCGUCUAGUUCGUCUAGUUCGUCAAGCUCUUCCGGUUCGUCUGUGAAGGUACCGAUUCCUUCGAGUUUGGCAACGGCUGCAGAAGUGUCAAAUCCGACAGGUUCGUCAACAUCCGCGGAAGUGCCAAAUCCUUCGAGUUUGUCAACGGCCGCGCAAGUGUCAAAUCCGACAGCUUCGUCAUCAUCCGUGGAAGUGCCAAAUAAUUCACAGUUAAAUUUGUAUCCUUGCGUACGAGUAUCCACAAAAGUAAAACCGAUAACAGGGAAAAGAAAAACGGCUGGAAGUGAUAAGGACAAGGAGGAUAAAAAAGGAAAAAAAGAAUGA
Molecule: messenger RNA, 483 nt
Organism: Leptopilina heterotoma
Lineage: Eukaryota; Metazoa; Arthropoda; Insecta; Hymenoptera; Figitidae
Product: putative protein TPRXL
Exons: 1
Coding region: 1-483 (160 amino acids)
Source: RefSeq, a predicted model, not a curated record